UGGGAAAGAAAGACAAAAGAAGGGGUGUGUUCAUUCACUUCACUGGUGUCAUUCAUUUAUCUCGUUUCUUCUUCACUCUUCCCUAUACUGUGUCUCGUUUGAUUUUGGAGUACAAUUAUCAACACAUCUAAAGUUGAUCUCUCUCUCCACCCUUUCCUCUGGACUUUCCUGGGUGGGGUCUGUAUUUUUAUGGACUUAAUUAGCAACGCAUCACUUUAUUUUGUUUUCGAAAGAUUGUCACAAAGGUUUAGAUUUUGUACUUUUUUUUAGGGUAUUUCUUUUAGAGAGAGAAAGAAAGUUUAUGGCUGGAGGUGGAGGAGCAGCAAAGCUGGAUGUGCCAGCGCCACACCCACCAAAGGAUCAGCUUCCCAAUGUUUCCUUCUGCAUUACCAGUCCUCCUCCAUGGCAUGAGGCUAUCCUCCUUGGUUUUCAACAUUAUUUAGUGAUGCUUGGCACAACCGUUAUCAUUCCCACUGCUCUUGUUCCUCAAAUGGGAGGAGGAAAUGAGGAGAAAGCAAAGGUGAUCCAGACACUGCUGUUUGUUGCUGGGUUGAACACAUUGCAGCAAACAAUUUUCGGGACUAGGCUACCUGCUGUGAUUGGAGGGUCAUAUACGUUUGUUGCACCUACAAUUUCAAUUAUUCUUUCUGGUCGAUUCAGUGAUGCAGACCCUAUAGAGAGAUUCAAGAAGAUAAUGCGGGCAACCCAAGGUGCACUUAUUAUUGCUUCAACUCUUCAGAUAGUCCUAGGUUUCAGUGGCCUUUGGCGUAAUGUUGUCAGGUUCUUGAGUCCACUUUCUGCGACUCCUUUGGUUGCUCUUGCUGGUUUUGGGCUCUAUGAGCUUGGUUUUCCUGGGGUUGCCAAAUGUGUUGAAAUUGGACUGCCGCAGCUUAUCAUUUUAAUUGUUUUAUCACAGUAUUUAACUCAUUUGAUAAGCGUAGGAAAGAAUAUCUUUGGCCGUUUUGCUGUUAUAAUUUCAGUCGCGAUUGUAUGGAUUUAUGCUCACCUACUCACUGUGGGUGGGGCCUACAAUGGUACAGCGCCAAAAACACAAACAAGCUGCCGUACUGAUCGUGCUGGACUUAUUGAUGCUGCUCCUUGGAUUAGAGUUCCAUAUCCCUUUCAGUGGGGAGCACCUUCAUUUGAUGCUGGUGAAGCCUUUGCCAUGAUGAUGGCUUCCUUUGUUGCUCUUGUAGAGUCCACCGGCGGCUUUAUUGCGGUUUCAAGAUAUGCAAGUGCAACUCCCUUGCCGCCUUCUAUUCUCAGCCGCGGUGUUGGUUGGCAGGGAAUUGGCAUUCUGAUAUCUGGAUUGUUUGGAACUGCAAAUGGAUCAUCAGUUUCUAUCGAGAAUGCUGGUCUUUUAGCAUUAACACGUGUUGGUAGUCGAAGAGUGGUGCAGAUAUCUGCUGGGUUCAUGAUUUUCUUUUCCAUUCUUGGGAAAUUUGGAGCAGUCUUCGCUUCAAUUCCAGCACCAAUUGUUGCUGCUUUGUAUUGCCUGCUGUUUGCUUAUGUGGGUACAGUAGGCUUAAGUUUCCUUCAGUUCUGUAACCUCAACAGCUUCCGAACAAAAUUUAUAUUAGGCUUCUCAAUCUUUAUGGGCUUGUCCAUACCUCAAUACUUCAAUGAGUACACGGCAAUUACUGGAUUUGGCCCUGUUCAUACCAGUGGGAGAUGGUUCAACGAUAUAGUUAAUGUCCCUUUCUCAUCGGAAGCAUUUGUUGCGGGCUUGUUGGCAUAUUUCCUGGAUAACACACUUCACCGGAAGGAUAGUACAGCAAGGAAAGACAGGGGUAAGCAUUGGUGGGACAAGUUCCGGUCCUUUAAGACAGAUACAAGAAGUGAGGAAUUUUAUUCUCUGCCCUUCAAUCUCAACAAAUAUUUUCCAUCUGUGUGAUUCUCUGUGACAGAGUUAUAAGGUGCUCUCAUGGAAUUUUGCUUCCUUCCUUGAUCAUUUGUAGCUAUCUGUGGGCAAUGCUAUUAUAUCGUCGUUAUUUCGCUUGCUUAUCAUUUUAUUACAUGCUAUAUUGGUGUAAAUUUGUUUCUUCAUUUAUAGGAUGCCUUUGAACAAAUUUUCUUAUUUAUUUCUCUUGUUGUAAAUCCAAUUGGUGAUAUGGAGUUGGAGUAGCAAUGAACAAGUUUGCUGCUUUGCCUAUA
Cornus florida is the source of this 2154-nucleotide messenger RNA. Its product is annotated as nucleobase-ascorbate transporter 6. Gene Ontology annotation, biological process: transmembrane transport. Gene Ontology annotation, cellular component: plasmodesma; membrane. Lineage: Eukaryota; Viridiplantae; Streptophyta; Magnoliopsida; Cornales; Cornaceae. Gene Ontology annotation, molecular function: transmembrane transporter activity. The record is from RefSeq and is a predicted model, not a curated record. Bases 302 to 1894 code for a protein of 530 amino acids. The transcript has 15 exons.